Opisthorchis viverrini is the source of this 882-nucleotide messenger RNA. RefSeq lists its product as hypothetical. The record is from RefSeq and is a predicted model, not a curated record. The annotation marks the transcript as partial. Lineage: Eukaryota; Metazoa; Platyhelminthes; Trematoda; Opisthorchiida; Opisthorchiidae. The transcript is spliced from 2 exons.
ACAGACAGCGGACAUGGACGCAGUAGCACAACGGAUAACGGUGUUGCGCCCGCGAACGAAUCCAAAGCUACGAAAGGUGAACUCCAUCCGCCAAUGACGAAAGAACAUACUGAUCCAGAUAUUGGCCUUUUGACAAUUCCUACACUUCAAUCUCCCAGAUCAAAAUGUAACACACUGCCUUCGAAAUGCAAUCUGGAAAAGAUAGCCAAAGACGAAGCUUCAGAUUCCGCGUUGGACAUUCCUGAUCGUUCUCCGGUCAGCACAUCACAAGGGCAGUCGCAGCUGCAGAAGGCCCGACAGUCAGUCACCUGGAAGGAAGCGGAUUAUCAAACGUGCAACCAAGAUGACCAACAUAAGCGGACGGUUGGCUGCCUCAUAGGUAACCAACAUUCAUCCGGCUCUCACGCCAAUUUACCUGGUGAAAUGGAUGAAUCCAGUGAGGGUACCCUGGUAUUAUUCAGUCCUGUGGACACCUCAGGUUACGCUCAAUUGGUGCGCCCGUCUUUACCCUCACUAACUGAACAAGGUUCGCCAAAACAUUCACUUUAUUCGGCCUUCCCCACCAGUUUUGUGUGAACAAUCAAGCACACGUGUAUAAUAUAAAACUGAUCGAUAACACAUAACUAGGUACAUGGAUAGGCAACGAUCCAGUGCAUCCCACUGCCUUCACUUUGAAUCUUGUGUUCUUCUCUGUAAUGGCUGAAAUUGACCAACUUCAAUAUGCAUCCAGGGGCUUGUAUAUUGGGCUGUUUUUACUUCCUUUAUGAUCUCAUCAUCAAAGACUCCAUGUCCACAUGAGACAGUACUAUCUGCCAAAUUCCCUAAUGGCAUGCCAGUUUUGGGUCGUGAUACUUAUGCUGCUUUGGAUAAACCACUUGGCGG